Messenger RNA from Procambarus clarkii (red swamp crayfish), 2969 nucleotides. RefSeq names its product homeobox protein HOX3. Gene Ontology annotation, cellular component: nucleus. Lineage: Eukaryota; Metazoa; Arthropoda; Malacostraca; Decapoda; Cambaridae. Gene Ontology annotation, molecular function: RNA polymerase II cis-regulatory region sequence-specific DNA binding; DNA-binding transcription factor activity, RNA polymerase II-specific. The record is from RefSeq and is a predicted model, not a curated record. Gene Ontology annotation, biological process: regulation of transcription by RNA polymerase II.
CGACCACCUCAUAACACACUCAUGCUGUGGAUAAGAACCAUGUGUAUUAUCUCCCGGUGAUCUUUUUCUUGGUGCUCAGGAGUUACCCAUCUAUAUCCAGCCAGUAGUGUUGACAGCAGCACACUUGACUGUAUACAACUGGCGGUUACUGCUGACAACGGUCAGUGCCGGACACACCUGACAUCUCUCCGGCUUACAGGUAACCUCAGUACCUCUCACAGGUAAGGGCAUCCGGAGCCCUUCACCUCCCUCAGGAUGAGCGACCACUCGACCCGCCUUGCGUCACCUAGACCUAAGGUGGAGCCUCACUCGGCCCCCGCCAGCCCUCACCUGGACGUUACGCUGCCGCUGGAGCACGACCACAACACGCCGCUACACACACCAUCCCGCAAAGUCCCCACGCCCACGCCACCCACCCACGAGGUGCCGACGCCCACGUCAUCUGCCCAUGGGGUACAAACGCCCACGCCACCCGCCCAUGGGGUACCGAGGCCCACGUCAUCUUCCCAGGGGGUACCGACGCCCACGCUACCCGCCCGCGAGGUGCCGACGCCGACGCCACUGGACUUGAGUCAGCGGGAAGCCGAGCGAGGUGCCUCCAAGCGGCGUGAGGUCUCCGGCGUGACGCUCUUCCCCGGCCUGACCAUCACGCCCGGCCGGGGCGACGACGACCCCGACAACGACGAGGACGACGACGUCCCGCCCACUCCCUCGCCCUCGCCGCCAGAAAACUCCUUCCCCAGGUUCCAUUUCGGUCGAGCCGUGCCCGGCCGAGGCUCGGAGUGUCGCAAACUUCCCGCCCGUGACGGCUCUCCUCCUCCCGCCCCUGCCCUGGGCCGCCCGCGGGAGGGUGAUGGGGUGGGCGUGGAGUCGUGGUGGUACCCGGGGGUGGUGGGCGGCGACAUCUUCCGUGGGCUCCCGGACCUGCCGCUGCCCUUCCCUGGCCUGCCAGCCUUCCUGGCCCGCCGGCGUCGCCGAGACAACCGCCAGCGGCGCCAGAGGACGACCUUCACCUCCGAGCAGACCCUCAGACUCGAGAUGGAGUACCACCGCAACGAGUACAUCUCCAGGCCGCGGAGGUUCGAGCUGGCAGAGUCGCUGGAACUGACAGAGACGCAGAUCAAAAUAUGGUUCCAGAACCGGCGAGCCAAGGACAAGAGGAUAGAGAAGGCUCACAUGGACCAGCAGUACAGGUGCAUGACGCUAGCUGGAGGGCUUGGUGGGUUGGGGCCCCUCUACCAUCCCGCUUUCUGUGGGAUCUGCACCUUCAAGCCUCCUUCUGCGGCGCCGUCAGGCUCUGGAAGAGGCUCAACGGCCUCCCCGCCUUCAAUACUCACCGGUCCAAUCACCUCCCCGCCAUCUCUUCUCAGUAACCCCAUUGGCUCACAGGCCCCGAGUGUCUCUGUAGGGCCGGCGUCGGCGGCCACACUCCCCCUUGCCCAGGCGUCCUCAGUAAGCCUGCCCAUCUGCCCAACAUCAUCUGCUAACCUUGUUAUUGGCCAGGUGGCGCCUGCCAGCCUGCCCCUUGGUGCACACAUUACCUCUCCGUAUCUGGGCCCCUCCGAGCCACUGACAACCACCACUACGGCGCCCACCAUAAAGAAACCAGUUCCUCUCCAGGCGUCCACAGCCAGUCUCGUGGCACUUCGCGCCCAGGCCUACUAACGGCCCAAUUCACAGGCCUAUAUAAGAAAUAAUCAGGGCUUCUAGUCUUUAAAUUCAAACUAUGUAAGAGAGUAAAGAAUUCUUGCCAACGUUUGUAUAACUGUUGGGAGCUUUUGUACUAAGGUCUGCGGCUGGAACACUCCAGCUGGAACACUCUACUAGAACACUCGACUGGAACUCUCCAUUUGGAAACACUGACUGGAACACUCUGGCUUGAAUAUACGAUUUUAGCAUUCGGCUGGAGCACUCCAGUUAGAACACUGGCUGGAAUACCCAGUUGGAACAUUCCGGCUGGAACAGCAUUUGUUAAAUAUAAUCACAAACUAUAUGCUACCAGCAGGACUGUGUUAAUGUUGUUAACUAUUGGUUAAAUCAUUCAUGUUGAUGAGGAGGAGCGGAGCCCCCCGCUCCUUAGUCUAGUAGUGACGAGUCUUUAAUAUUCCACACAUAUUUUUGUAGUCCAAUAAUGCCAAAGAUAAAUAAAUAGUGUGAUCUGUGUCCGCAUAACUAUGCACCCUAGCUAGUAGAGUAUGUGCUCACGCCUGGCACUGUGUGCUACUGAAGCAACGUGUCACUUCAACUGUUUUGAAUGUGUGAGUAUUUUAUAAGCCAUGAACGAUACAACGAUGUACGAGUGAGGAGGGGUGGGUGUGGAGGCCGGCGGCCGCGGUCACCUCCCGGGCUGACCCCUCCACCUGGCCGACCUCUACCGCCAUCAUGGCCGCUUCUCUCUAUUUACUAAACGCUUUACGACCCUCAAGUGCUACGAGCUCGUCUAUAAUAAUAAGCUUGGGAUGAAGGACGACUUCGUAGCACUUCCGCGCUCGCAAACUGUUUAGUAAAUAUAAACAAGUCGCCAUGAUGGAGGCUAGAGGUGAACAUGUCUUAAGUCUACACGAAAGUGGGUUUUAGGUGUACAUGUAAGUUUUUAUUUUUAUUAUUUUCUACCACAAACGUGGCCGUAAGUGUUAUAUAUGAAUACUGGCCCAGCAGGUGUCGCCGUCUCCACCACCUUCCUCCAGUCACAUACUGCGUGACGUCGCGCCAUCAUACUUAUGUUAUCAUAUGAGAAACCUGUGUUUAAUGUCACGAAGAAUUGUCAUUGAUGACAAAUGUAUUCGUGGUUCAUGUGUCAGGCAGCAGGUUGACAGUCCUCGCCACAGUUAGGCUAAACAUUGCCAGACAUCCAGGUGUUGUGGGAGCACCGCGUGUACUGGUCUGUUGCGAGUCCACGCCUACGGCGAGUCACCACGUACUACAAAACCAAAGUUCCCAAAGAUAAUAUAGGCAGGGGUGUAUCUCAG